Messenger RNA from Anopheles stephensi (Asian malaria mosquito), 1206 nucleotides. RefSeq lists its product as uncharacterized. The coding region runs from base 233 to 838 and encodes 201 amino acids. The record is from RefSeq and is a predicted model, not a curated record. Lineage: Eukaryota; Metazoa; Arthropoda; Insecta; Diptera; Culicidae. The transcript has a single exon.
ACGAAGCAAACGUGCCCAAACGUCAAACAAAUUCAAAGUGUUUCCAAAAAUAUGAACCGCUUUCGCGUCCUGGCUCGUUUACCUGCGUACACGAUCUGUACCCGUGCUGUGCGUAGCCACAUUUAAUUGGUUUGUGUUUUCUGAGAUUUUUACCCGUUUGAUUACGAUCACGCUUGCUUUUGUGGCAAGCGGCUUACCCAAGUAUCGCGUUCGCACUACCCGCUAAAUCAGCAUGCAUAAAGUCACAACGCCAACGAGAAGCUCGGUUUUUCGAAAAGAACCACCCGUCCAGAAGGACUACGACGGUAUGUCGUUGUCGUCGUCGUCGUCGGAUGAGGAUGGGUACCUGUCGCCGUUCAAUGGAUCAGACGAUGGAAGCGGCGUGAUGGAGGGCAGUUUGCUGGACGAGAUGCCCCCAUUCUCGGCCUGUUCGAUGUCCCCAUCGGCACGAUCACUGUCACCGAUCGAGCAGGAACCGUUUGAUUCACCGUUCUCGACACCGAAAUCCGGACGAAGCUAUUCGGGCUGCAGCACACCGAUGUACGGGACGCCACCGUUGGCGGCACAACAGCACCAUCUUGCAGCGAACAGUGGUGGUGGCCAACCAGCCGAAGGGUAUGUAACGCUGGACGAAAUACAUGCCCGGAUCGGAUUGACCCCACCGGAUGGGAAUGUAAGCCGAACCCGACUCAACCUGGAAACCAUCUUCGAGGGUGUGUUCCUGGAAACGCCACCAAAGAAAGAGUUCCAGCCAAAGGGAAAUCUGUUCCGCCGUUCGAUACGGAACCGGGCGUUGCUGUGUGAGCGGGCCGGCGAUCAGAAGGAAAACAUGACAUGAGAAGAUUGUUUGUACCACCGCGACGGUUAAGAGUUUUUUUUAUAGUGUAAUGUUUUGUUUAAAUAAUUUUGAUCCCGUAUUGAAACGAUUGCAAUAUGAUAAUUGCACUGGCGAGGGUUGAGCUUCUUCUGUGUGUGUGUGCAUGUAGGCUAAGCGUUAGUUAAAAGGAUCGGAUCGGAAGAAUACCACCAUGUGGGGUUCAGUUUUCAUUCCAAACCGUAGUUGUACACCCGUGAAAAUACUUUAAAAUAAGCUGCGAAACGUCGUGCCUUUUUUCGAGCGAAUCGGAACGCGAACCAAUAAAUAUCGCACAAUCCAAGUACGCAUCGAUCGAUGUGUAGCAAUACUACCUAGCACUUCCAUCGAAA